UACCCGCGCGGCAACCACUGGGCGGUGGGACACUUAAUGGGAAAAAAGAGCACAGGAGAGUCUCCAUAUGUUUAUGAGGGAGGGAGCAUGAAGGAACAGCUGAGGGAGUACCUUCACCGGGGAGAAGCUACAAGGAAUUUGCUGACCCUCCUAGAAGCAAAGGGGACCCGAAGCUAUCAGCCGUCUCAGUGGGAGCCCCUGGGCAUCCGCCAGUCUACUUGGGGUUCAGAGGACAGCAGCAACUUUAAAGACAUCAGUUCAAGACUCAAAGGUUCUCAACGUGAUGGAAGGAACCCCCAGCUGAACUGACAAUGACGGACGAUGGCGACCUCUCUCAAAGAAGCAAAACAAAACCCUUAAGAGACUGUGUUCUAUGGGCAUCCAUUCUCCUGGAUCAGCAACGAGUUUCCUUUGUGCAAAAUACUUAACUAUUCUUGUAUCUUUCAACUUUGACUAAAGUCAUGAUUUUCAAGCAGCCUAUCUUCUGGUUUGAACUUGUUUGCUACGAAUAAUUGUCCAUUCAAGAGUCUUCCAAUGAAUGCUCUUUACAUGUAGGCUAUUUGUCAAUUAGAUUCUAGGCCCCAGCCUGUUCCCAUUCACAAUAAAAGC
Messenger RNA from Vicugna pacos (alpaca), 609 nucleotides. RefSeq names its product gastrin releasing peptide (gene GRP). Gene Ontology annotation, biological process: neuropeptide signaling pathway. Lineage: Eukaryota; Metazoa; Chordata; Mammalia; Artiodactyla; Camelidae. The record is from RefSeq and is a predicted model, not a curated record. Gene Ontology annotation, molecular function: neuropeptide hormone activity.